Merops nubicus (carmine bee-eater) is the source of this 2018-nucleotide messenger RNA. It is a transcript of the gene USP14, whose product is annotated as ubiquitin specific peptidase 14 (tRNA-guanine transglycosylase). Gene Ontology annotation, molecular function: cysteine-type deubiquitinase activity; proteasome binding; protein binding. The record is from RefSeq and is a predicted model, not a curated record. Lineage: Eukaryota; Metazoa; Chordata; Aves; Coraciiformes; Meropidae. The annotation marks the transcript as partial. The transcript has 15 exons. Gene Ontology annotation, biological process: protein deubiquitination; regulation of proteasomal protein catabolic process; proteasome-mediated ubiquitin-dependent protein catabolic process.
UUUCAUAACGUUUUGUUUUCAGUUAACGUGAAAUGGGGAAAAGAGAAAUUUGAUGGCGUCGAGCUUAAUACUGAUGAGCCUCCAAUGGUCUUCAAAGCCCAGUUGUUUGCACUGACUGGAGUCCAGCCAGCUAGACAGAAGGUCAUGGUUAAAGGAGGAACUCUGAAGGAUGAUGACUGGGGGAACCUAAAAAUAAAGAAUGGGAUGACCUUGCUAAUGAUGGGUUCUGCAGAUGCACUUCCAGAGGAACCAAUUGCUCGGCCCGUCUUUGUAGAAGACAUGACAGAGGAGCAGCUAGCUUCAGCUAUGGAGUUGCCCUGUGGGCUGACAAACCUUGGCAACACUUGCUACAUGAACGCCACGGUCCAGUGCAUCCGCUCCGUGCCAGAAGUGAAGGAGGCCCUGAAGAGGUAUGGUGGUGCCUUAAGAGCUUCAGGAGAAAUGGCCUCUGCUCAGUACAUCACAGCAGCUCUUAGAGACUUGUUUGAUUCCAUGGAUAAAACUUCCUCCAGUAUCCCACCUAUCAUUCUCCUGCAGUUUUUACAUAUGGCCUUCCCACAGUUUGCAGAGAAAGGAGAUCAAGGCCAGUACCUUCAGCAGGAUGCCAACGAGUGCUGGGUGCAGAUGAUGAGGGUACUACAGCAGAAGCUGGAAGGCAUAGAAGGUGAUACAAUAAUGGAGACAGACUCUGGAGCUACAGCAGCAUCUUCUAAAAAGAAGAGUUUAAUUGAUCAGUUCUUCAGCAUUGAAUUUGAAACAGCCAUGAAAUGUACAGAAGCUGAAGAAGAAGAAGUGACUAAAGGAAAGGAGAAUCUGCUUCAGCUUAGCUGCUUUAUCAAUCAAGAAGUGAAAUAUUUGUUUACAGGACUAAAGUUGCGUCUUCAGGAGGAGAUCACAAAACUCUCUCCAACACUGCAGAGAAAUGCACUCUACAUCAAAUCCUCCAAAAUCAGUCGCUUGCCGGCGUACCUGACCAUCCAGAUGGUUCGGUUCUUCUACAAAGAGAAGGAGUCUGUCAAUGCCAAAGUUCUCAAGGAUGUGAAAUUCCCUCUGAUGCUGGAUGUGUAUGAGCUGUGCACACCAGACCUUCAGGAAAAAAUGGUUUCCUAUCGAUCCAAAUUCAAAGACCUAGAAGACAAAAAAGUAAAUCAGCAGCCAAAGAAUUCUAGUAAAAGUGACAGUGCACAGAAAGAAGUCAAAUAUGAACCAUUUUCUUUUCCUGAUGAUAUUGGUUCUAAUAACUGUGGCUACUAUGACCUGCAGGCAGUGCUCACACACCAAGGCAGAUCCAGUUCCUCUGGGCAUUAUGUGUCUUGGGUGAAGAGGAAACCAGAUGAAUGGAUUAAAUUUGAUGAUGACAAAGUCAGCAUUGUCACACCUGAAGAUAUCCUGAGGCUAUCUGGGGGUGGAGACUGGCACAUAGCUUAUGUGCUGCUCUACGGGCCCCGCAGGAUCGAGGUAGCUGAAGAGCAAGCUGAGCAGUAGUCUUCAGGUGGAGUCCUUCUGCCUAGGUGUGAAAUAAAUGUUGAUUACUGAUCACUUCUUUAACCCCAGAGCUUUAGUCAGUGGAUAGAUAAUCUCUUGGAGCCUUCUCACGUGAGGAGGGAUAUCGUUUCCAAACGGAUCCAUGUACAAUUAGUCACGACUGGGCUGCCCACUGUGGUGGUGGCAGCUCCUAAAAUAGCUUUAAUGUCUUGCAGAAGAUGAGUUUUUUUAAUUGAGCCUCUUCCCCCCCCGAUUCCUCUCUAAUGUUGUCAAGUAUUUAUUACACACCUAUUCUCACAUUUGUUACUCUUGCAUGGUUUAUACCACAGUUCAGUAGCUGUCCAUCCUCUGCCUUUCCUGGCAGGUCUGUCAGGGAGGUGGAAGCCAAACUGUUGCCUUGUUGUGUAACUCAGUGCUGCUGCCCACAGCCGUGGCUACAAUCAAAUACCUGUGCAGCCUGACCUGCUAACUCAGUCUGUUCUGUUGCUGGCAUCUCCAACUGCAAAAUAAAGUGUGAUCAACAACGUGUCUCC